Molecule: messenger RNA, 1653 nt
Organism: Didymodactylos carnosus
Lineage: Eukaryota; Metazoa; Rotifera; Eurotatoria; Philodinida; Philodinidae
Source: the annotation of a GenBank genome assembly
AAGAUCUAUAAUAAACACCAUCUGCAAAUUUAAUUUCAAAUGUUUUUUCCGUGGAUAGAUGAAACUUAAGUUUUUACUUCAAAAUGUUGAAAAUCGUACGUCUCUAUUAUUUUUUCUUUAACAGUUGUUUUAAAAUCAAUCGAGACUCUUGUAUUUUGAAAUGGAUAGUAGUGUGAAUUGGUUUUUAAAGAGCUUCAGCCCUUGAAAAAGAAAAGCUUUUAAAGGCUUUUUCUGUUGACAAAAGAAAACUUUUUCAAUUAUUACGUUUUUAGACCUUGACAGAGCAACUUUAAAUUAAAGGUGUCGUUAUAUGUUGAAAAAUAUUUUCUCUAGUUCUCCAUUUCGUUGUUAUAGUAAAGUCAACAAUGAUGGAUUUGAAAAAAUAGCUAUUGCAACUAUUUUUUCAGUCAGCAAGAACUGCUUCCUGUACAGAUCUAAUACUAGUGAUAGGAGAGUGUUCUUUUCCACUUUUGACCCACGAGAGAACUUUGUGUAAGUGCAACUCUGUGGCGUGUUAUGAGUUAUAGUUGUUUUCAUUUUAGCUAGCAUAAUCUCAUACAACAUACACAAGCGAUUCAACAAUCAUAUAUUGUUGAUGCCUUUUAUUUUCAGACCUGCUUUUAUCUUGAAUUUUUUGUCAAUAUGGGGACAAAAUCCGAUAUGGAUCGUAUUGGUUUAUUUAAAGAAAUGGAAUACUUUACGAUUAAAGAUCCAUAUAAAGAACCAGCUCGUUUUAAUUUUAAUGAAGCAGCAUACAAACAAAAACAAAUGUUGUCUAGGGGAUCGAAAAUACGAUCGACUGGUUCUUUAGCAGGCUAUUUUGAUAAAGAAUUUAAAAUAAUACCCGGAUCAUAUGUUGAUCCAAUAUCAAUGAGACGUAAAAUGCGAUUGAAAGAGAAAGAGAAAAAUAUUGUUAAAAAAUCAUUUGUCACAAUGUACAGAGCGAGAAGUCCCGAGGGUCUCGGCUCGUUUUAUGGCACAUUUCAAGGUCCCAUUAAGGACAUUGAUCCUACAAAAUCAAAAUAUCGUGAGCGACCGAAAAAAGUUGCAGAAAAAAUCAAUUUUAAAGUAAAUCCAUCAAAAAAGGGAACAGGCUAUGGCUAUCCUAAUUUGGGAAUUGAAAAAGAUCCACCGUAUGCAUACAAAGAUAAAACAGAUAGUUACAAUGCACCACUUGAUACUCAAAAGAAAGAAUCAGAAAGUCAUAAAGCAGCAAUGAAAGCUGGCGUUUUCAAAUUAAAUAUGCAUCCAAAAGAAUAUUUUGAUAAAAAUCCAUUUCUUGAAGAUCCAAAAGUAAAGGGAGGUGGAGAUAAAGAACGAUCAAAAUCAGCUCCAUCCGAUACAAAACCAUUUAAACCAAGUUCACCAGGAAAAGCGUUAGGCGGUAAUAAAGAUGGUUGUUUUUCUAAAUUUCCAAUUCGAUCAGAAAAAGAUCCAUUUGUUAUCGGUACAAUUUAUUCUCAAGUUAAAAAUGAAAUGAAUAAACAAGGGAAAACAUUUUAUCCAAAUAAAUUUCCAAAAUCUCGGCCUUCAGAGUCAACAAUUAAUAAAAAUAUUAAUAUACAAAUAAAUCGUCAAAAUUAUAAGAGUAUGCAUAAUUACUCAUCAUUCAAUGUAUUACCAACUAUAUCACAAAGAGCAACUGUACGAUGA